This is a messenger RNA of Boeremia exigua, 1810 nucleotides long. RefSeq lists its product as uncharacterized. NCBI's taxonomy places the organism in Eukaryota, Fungi, Ascomycota, Dothideomycetes, Pleosporales, Didymellaceae. The transcript has 2 exons. The record is from RefSeq and is a predicted model, not a curated record. Bases 191 to 1690 code for a protein of 499 amino acids.
GCAUUAUGCAUGCAACGUGCUUGAUGCUGACUGGCUUGGGAUGGCGGGGUAAGUCAUUCGGUGGUGGGUGCAUAUAAAUGUGUUGUCGUGUCGCAGACCGGGGGUUCCAUAUACUUUUCAUCUUGUUGGCGGUGGAACGCUUCUAUUAUCUCUUUACUAGAACAAUCGUUUCUUGCGAUUGGUAUCCACCAUGAAGAAACUGACAAAGGAGGAGAGGCUAGCGAAGAAGCGCGCCUCUGCGGUAGGGCCUCCCUCAGAGCCACCGCCAUCUCCACUUCCACCCUCACCUAGUGUUCUCGAAAGUGAGCAGUGGAUCUACAGGAGAACAGUUGCGGGACUGAACGACAAUACUGCGCCGAUUUCAGAGCCGCCAUUGCCGCCACCCGUAUUCCACAGUGAGCUGGAGGGCGAGAGAGAAACGACUGUAGAAACGGAUCUCGGCCCAGAAGAAUCGCCACAAAAGCCGUGGACUUCUCCCUACGCUGAAGCCCCUGUAACACUACACUUUGGUCCAAGUGAAACCGCUUACCUUGUGCUCCCACAUUUCUUACCCCCUACAUGGACGGACUCUGGUACGAGAGAGCGAUUUUGUUUCCCAGACGUAGAUGUACAGACUGGUCAUACUCUAGUCCACUACCUGUACAAAGGGGUGUACGAGACGCCUGUUCCCGAUGACGAGUGCUGGACAGGUCGAGCGCGCAUCAAACUCAAAGCUGCAAUUCUAGUGUUUAUCGCGACAAGCGACCAUAACAUGCCCGGCUUGCAACGCCUCGCUAUUGGCCAGAUCCAAUCGUAUGGUUCCUACCUGGACAUUUUCGAGUUGCUCGAUGUCAUCGACGACGACUUCUCGCGCCUUCAUUCAGAUAGCUGGGUUCACGACUUUCUAAACCAGCAGUCCAAGAAAGCGUUUGAAAACGACCACACAGUGUUCACGAAAGACGCCUUUCUCCACGACCUUGCCGACGCAGCACUAGUCAAGUUUAUAACACGAUGUACCGUGAAUCUCUACAACACUAGACUUUCACAUAUGAUCGCCACAGAGAAGGAGCUGCGCCAUGAGCUCAAUGCUCUGAACCAAAGCGCGCGUGAUCGUAUUCUGGAGCGAGGGGAACUUAAAUCUGAGCAGCCUGCCACCAAAGAGUCGAUCGUUGAAGAGAGCAGUGGGCUGGAUGUAAAGAGUUUAGUACUCGACGAUGACUUAAGCACGGUCAGCGGUCCGCCUUCUUCUGAACCUAUAGCGUACGUUUCCGAGAUGAGCUCGUAUGACAGUAUUGCUGAGGAGAGUGUAAUGCGAGACCCUGGCUCUGAUAUGAGCGAGGCGGUCGUAGAAUCUGUGCCAGAUCCAAAGCCAGAUCCAGAGCCAGAGCCACGAUCGGACCCAGCGCAAGAGCUGGAGCCAGUCGUAAUACAUGACCGUUGUCCAGAACCUCUAUGGUCGAAUCCAAUCGAGCAGCUGCCGGAUGAUACAGUGAAACAAUCUCUGGAUUUACCCACCGUAUACGAAGCCGUGGGGCUUGAAGCCCCAGCUGAGGGUGAGGCGGUGAACACAACUCCAGGAGACGUGGCUGGCAGAUGGUGUCCUUUGCAGACUCAACAUGUACUGAUGGGAGAUGGAUGGAAAGAUUGCAUCGCCUGUCAUGUGGUUGUGACAAGGCUGGCGAUGCAGAUGUCGGGAUCGCAGGGAACAUGAGGAUCUUGGAAGGGCUAACUAGAUUUUUGGAUCUUGUCGAAAUUUGUUGUUUCACAAUCGUAAAUUGACAAUACUAUGAGCACCGACUUGAUACACGAAUCUGAACCUCGUCAUUAAGCA